UGCUUCACGGGCUGCGGCUUCCUGGGCUUCUACCACGUGGGGGCCACCCGCUGCCUGAGCGAGCGCGCCCCGCACCUGCUCCGAGGCGCUCGCACCUUCUUCGGGGCCUCGGGCGGGGCGCUGCACUGCGCCUUGCUCCUAACGGGGAUCCCGCUCGACCAGAUUUUGCAGAGCACCACCGACUUUGUCAGGUACACCCGAAGGCGGAACAUUGGUGUCUUCCACCCGUCCUUCAACUUGUUCAGGUACCUGCAAGAAUUCCUCCAGAGAAACCUCCCGGACAACGCCCACGAGCUCAUCUCCGGCAGACUAUGCAUCUCGCUCACCAGAGUGUCCGAUCUUGAAAGUGUCCUGGUGUCCGAUUUUAAGUCCAAAGACGAAGUCGUGGACGCCUUGCUGUGCUCCUCCUUCAUCCCCUAUUUCUCGGGCUUGACCCCUCCUUCCUUCAGAGGCGUGCGCUACAUGGACGGGAGCCUUUCUAACAGUUUGCCCUCCUUUGACGGCAAAACCACCAUCACCGUGUGCCCCUUCUAUGGGGAGUUCGACAUCUGCCCUAAGCUCAAGUCCACGAACUUCCUUCACCUGGACAUCGCCAAGCUCAAUCUUCGCUUCUGCUUAGGGAACGUCUACCUGAUAAGCCACAUACUGUUCCCCCCGGACGUCAAGGUGGCUGGAGAGAUAUGCCUUCGUGGGUAUUUAGACGCCGUCAGGUUCUUGGAAGAAAAGGGCAUCUGUGACAGGCCCCAUCCCGGCCUCAGUCUGUCCUCAGGGGAGCCGGAGUUCUUUGCGUUCUCCUGGGAAAACAAGAGCCCAGAGGCUUCCCCAGGGGUGGCUGCCUGGCAGAGGAGGCCUGAGGAAAACGAGCUGCUGGACCACCUGCGCCUCAACUUCCUGCCCUGGGAUGAGAGCAUCCUGGAGGCCCUGUCACCCACGUUCCUUGCAGUCCUGAACGAGGUGGUCAAAAGCCGAGGGGGCUGCAUGAGCAGGAUCCGCACGUCCCUCCCGGUCAGUGCCAUGUCCUACGUGUUGCUCCCCUGCACGCUGCCCGCGGAGUCCGCGCUCGCCAUGGCCCGGAGGCUGGUGCUGUGGCUCCCAGACAUUCCUGAUGACAUCCAGUGGCUGUACUCGAUAACCUCCCAGGCUUGCUCUCGAGUGAUGACGCGUCUGUUCUCCACAUUCAGCGGCGGCAUUGCUCCUUUAACACCACUUCUCUUCCCGAUGGCCCUGCCAGGCCAGGUGGCCUCCACGGGCUCCUUCCUGGACCCUGUGGACCAGACCCUCCUAGGAUCCCCCUCCUUCCUCUGGGACCCCGGACUCUGA
Molecule: messenger RNA, 1320 nt
Organism: Miniopterus natalensis
Lineage: Eukaryota; Metazoa; Chordata; Mammalia; Chiroptera; Miniopteridae
Source: RefSeq, a predicted model, not a curated record